AACAUUGCCCGUCAACCUUAUGUCACCUGUCUUCCACCACCCCGCACACUCAUUUUUCAUUCAGUUGCACAACAUUAGACCACUAUUUACCUUUAAAUUGAAACCAUUGUGAUAUUCGUCGUAGUUUUAGAGUAAUUUAGCGUAAGAAAACACGAAAAUGUCGUGCCCGUGGGGAAAAAUCGAAAAACCCGAACCCGUCAACCUGGACGAGAUAAUGUCAGAAGAAGUAGCCCGGGAUCUUCAAGCCAAAGAAGACAAAAAGUACGCCGAAAUGACGCAGUCGUCGUCGAAAGAAGAAGGCGAGAUCCCCCCCGAAGUCCUCGAGGCCAUUUCACAGGAUGCCACGUGCCAAUCCGACGAGAUGAUCGCCAGAAUGCUGCAGAUGCAAUUCGACAAAGAGUACGACGAAAAUUUGAAAAGGACCGAGGAGAAGUACAACGGGGCGUCGAAGGUUUCGGUGUCGUUCGAGAAUUACAGGAGGGCUCCACAUAAUUUUGACUUUGAAAGCGAGUCCGAAGAGGACGAAAUUCCAGAUAUUCGCGACCGUCGCGACUGGGACCGCUUUGACACCCUCAAGAGGCAAGUUGACUCCAUCCCCCCUUGUGGCUACAAAAUGGAGAACGGCAGCAUGGUCACCAAGCACGACGUGACCAUGAACGGCCGCAAGAACGCCUGCAAGCUCCUGUCCUUCCCGCCGGACUUCCAAACCGGCGACGGGGAGAACUUCGACCUCAAGCUAUCCAACAAAGUCUUCAACAGCUUGAAGUUGCACUCGAAGCACGAAGAAGCGCGCCGCCAUAAAGUCCGCGACAAAAAAGAAGACAGAGCCACUCAAGAGUUCGGCUUGGAUGAGUACACCAGACUUGUAAUAUUCAAAAUCGUGCAACAAGAAAUACUCGAGAACGUCAACGGGGUCAUCAGUAUAGGGAAAGAGGCGGUGAUUCUUCAUGCUGACGCUAACCCCAAUUAUGAGGAGCAACCUCUCCCGCACGAGUGUGCUAUUAAAGUGUUUAAAACGACUCUUUCGGAGUUUAAACAGAGGGACAAGUACAUAAAGGACGACCACAGGUUUAAAGGCAGGAUAGGGAAUCAAACAGCCCGGAAGACCGUUCAUUUGUGGGCUGAGAAAGAAAUGCACAAUUUGAAUAGGUUGAAGAAUGCGGGAGUUGCUUGUCCGGAGGUGGUGACGCUAAAGAAGCACGUUUUGGUUAUGAGUUUCAUCGGGGAGAAUAACAAGCCUGCGCCUAAGUUGAAGGAUGCGAUAAUGACCGAUGCGGAUUAUAUUGUGGCUUAUGAUCAAGUUGUUGACACCAUGAAGACAUUGUUUGAUAAGGCUGAGUUGAUACACGCCGAUUUGUCGGAGUAUAAUAUUCUGUGGCACCAAGGACAGUGUUAUUUUAUUGAUGUGAGUCAGUCGGUGCUGUUGGCGCACGAAAAUGCCUUUUAUUUUUUGAUGAGGGACUGCGGUAACGUCGUUAAUUUUUUCUCCAAGAAAAAAGUGCCAGGGGUCGCUACCCCCGAGGAACUUUUCAAAUCCAUCACCGGCUACUACUAUGACGAAAAGCAAGCACUUUUAGAGUUACAAGAAUCCUUCAAAAUGAAGCCCCAUUUAGUGGACCAACCGGGAAUUGAAAGCACCUUUGAUUUCGAAAAAGGAUGGGAAAAAUCAAAAGAACUUGAAACUGUACAAUUAGUUGACUCACCUUUGGCAUAACAUGGACAAUCUUUAUUUGUAAAUAAAAAUUAAAAAAAAUAAUA
Zophobas morio is the source of this 1758-nucleotide messenger RNA. Its product is annotated as serine/threonine-protein kinase RIO3-like. The record is from RefSeq and is a predicted model, not a curated record. NCBI's taxonomy places the organism in Eukaryota, Metazoa, Arthropoda, Insecta, Coleoptera, Tenebrionidae. The transcript is spliced from 3 exons. Gene Ontology annotation, molecular function: ATP binding; protein serine/threonine kinase activity. Gene Ontology annotation, biological process: protein phosphorylation. The coding region runs from base 158 to 1714 and encodes 518 amino acids.